Messenger RNA from Psammomys obesus (fat sand rat), 4001 nucleotides. It is a transcript of the gene Rassf6, whose product is annotated as Ras association domain family member 6. Lineage: Eukaryota; Metazoa; Chordata; Mammalia; Rodentia; Muridae. Bases 182 to 1195 code for a protein of 337 amino acids. Gene Ontology annotation, biological process: signal transduction. The record is from RefSeq and is a predicted model, not a curated record. The transcript is spliced from 11 exons.
GCCCGGAGCGCGUGAGUGAGCAGGUGAGUGACAAGGACGCUGGGACUCCCAUGGGCAGCAACUCCUGCCCACGACGGCCAGGGACGCUGGCCACCUCAGGCUCCGCGUUGCUGGAUCACAAGAUCUGCCCCGCGUGAUAACAGCAGGGUGUCCUCAGAUCAUUUUGGAAACGGGGGAAAGGAUGACAAUGAUGGAUGACCAGUACCCUUCAUGGAUCUUUGUCAAUGAGAGGACAUUCAUAACCAGGGAACAACUUAAUUCUUUACUGGAGGCUUAUAAUGUAUUCUAUGAAAACCAGAAAAAUCUGCAUAUUUUGUAUGGACAGACUGAAGACGGACAGCUGAUUGUUGAAGGGAUGCUGGAUAUUUUCUGGGGAGUGAAAAGGCCGAUACAGCUAAAGAUACAGGAUGAGAAGCAACUCUCUUCUAUUGAUCUGUUGAACUCACCAGAAACCUUUACCAGCAAAGGGAGGAUGACGCGUUGGGGAGAAUUUGAUGACCUUUAUCGGAUCACCGAGCUGGACGGGAGCCAAGUUCUGGUGUCUGAAGGAAGGCAUUCCCCUGAAGACUAUUUAUCUUAUCACAGCACUCUGAAGCCACAAGCAGAGGAGGAGCCAGCAUCCCCAUUGCUCUAUAGGACCAUGAGUGAGGCAGCUUUGGUGAGAAAAAGGACAAAGGCUCCAGUGAUGUAUAGAAAAGACAGACAGAGCCACAGAGCCUCUAUCAACGGACACUUCUAUAACCAUGAGACAUCCAUUUUCACCCCAACCUUUGGAUCAGAAACUAAGGUCAGAACAAAUAGUAACAUGAGGACUGAAGAAGUAAUAAAGCAACUUCUCCAAAAAUUUAAGAUUGAGAAUAGCCCUCGGGAUUUUGCUCUCUACAUUAUUUUUGGAACAGGAGAGCAGAGAAAGCUAAAGAAGACAGAUGUCCCACUCCUGCAGAGGCUCCUACAAGGCCCUUCCAAAAGCAAUGCCCGGAUCUUCCUCAUGGAUAAAGACGCAGAGGAGAUCAGCAGUGACGUGGCUCAGUACAUUAAUUUUCACUUUUCUUUCUUGGAAUCCAUCCUUCAAAGAUUAGACGAGGAAGAGAAAAUGGAGACUGAAAGGAUAAUGGCCAGAUUCAGUACCGAAAGGGCCUUUAUACUGGAGUGUCUCCAGAGGAAGCAGGCAGCGAAGACAGAGACCACGGUCUAGAAGCCCAGCCCUCCUGCCAGCUGGCCCUCCUGGCUGAGCUGGAGAGGACACUGUUGAAUGAAUGUACGGUCGGCUCCCGGGUUCUGAGACCUGUGACCUCGCAGCUGUGGAAAACCGAAUGGCAAACGGCCUCCUUCCUCUGCGCAACGAUGAGGUUGGCUGCGGUUCAGAGUUGGACGAAGGCAAGACUGGACCCCCUCUCAGUAACUGAAGGAAGCCUGGGUACCAUGCAGUCCAAAUACCGUUGAUAGCACAUUCCGAGGUUGGAGCGGCCUCUGCUGAUGUCAUGCGGUUGAAACUUGCUUUAUCUUUCACUCGUACGAGAACUGAGAUAUUGGCUGACUCACCAGUGACUGGAAAUAAACACUCCCAGUUCUUGAUGUCAACAAGAAACAUUCUCAAGCCGGCAGGGGUCUCAGUUGAUCAUGUUUCAUAGCUGUGUAAACACUCAAGCGUUUACAUAAAGUUUAGAAGUAAAUCUAUGACCUUGAUGGUUUUUAGCUCCAUCUGUCCUUUCAGAAUAAAAUGGUCUGGGACUUUGUAAAGAAACCUAAACUCAGGGCUGGAGAGAUGGCUAAGUGUUGAAGAGCACUGUCUACUCUUCCAGAAUACCUGGGUUCAGGUCCCAGCACCCACGUGAUAGCUCUCAACCCAGGCCCUUCAUUUGCUCCCUGCCCUUCUAUUCUCCGGAUGCCGACUUCCAAGCUGUUUUAAGUGUCUUAAAAAUCGGUUGAAUUCAUUUUCUUUUACCUUUGUAAACAAAUACACCGCAGACAUAGAAUGUCCUGUUACUAGCUAGAAGAGCACGUGACCCCCAGACGCCCAGCUGGUGCUGACGAUUGCUGUGGAUGAAGCCAAGCUGCUGCAGCUGAGCCGCCGGGCGAGGCAUCACAGAGUCCUUGCUGUCCUGUGAGUUACCCUCCAGGUACACAUACGGUCUGCUAAUCCUGCUGGGGGAAAAAAAAAAAUGCUAUGGGACUUUAUUUGUAAACUCUUAUCAUAGUGAAGUCUUAAUAACCCUUAUCAUCGUGAAGUCUUAAUCAAUAUUUUUCUGUCUCCAAACUACUCCAUUUGGCAUCCUAGCUGCUAGCCCUGGAGAAAUCUCUGGAUGCAAACAGAAAAAUCUUUCCUGGAGCCCGAGAAACCGCAAUGGUUUUCUAGCGCGCCCUCUGCUGGCAAAGUAUGAUAUUGUGCAGGGCGCAGAGGAAGCUGUAAAAGGGUCCGCUCCACCCACCGCUGUCCCCCGGGUUUUCACAGGGCUGAUCUCAAACUGAAUUGGGGCCUAGAAUAUAAAAACUGGCAAAUCGGCUCAACAAGAUCACUGUUAGCAAAGAUCAAACUAGUCAACGGGUAGUGACGAUGCGUGCUGCAGCAAAUGGGUUUUUUCCCCCUGAAUGUGUUAGAUACAAGAUUAGCCUUGUAAGAUGCUGUAUAGACAUCAGAGAUACAGAGGCGUUCUUCAGAGUUAUUACACUGACGUUUAUUGUGACAAAAAGAUGUAAGGAGAGUAAGUGUUCAAAAACAAAAAAAAAAUAGUAAAAGGCAAAACAUUUGCUCAGAAAAAAAUGAUUUAAAAGGCAAAAAAAACUUGCUCAAAAUGUUACAACCAUUAGAUUUUUAUUUUAAUAAUCUAGAUCUCUUUAUGAAGAUAAGAAUAGAAAACCAUAUUGUGAAAUAUCCGUCUCUUAGGUUAUAUAUUUACUUGUGUAUUUGCACACGGACACGGAUAUUGUAUAUCCACUCACAAACCCAAACCAAGUUAUAGAAUUAUUUGUGAUUUGUUUCUCUAGCUCUUGUAAGUGUGUUAAACAUUAUAUAAUGAUGCAUUAAUUUUCUGAUCAGGAAAUGCAAAAUAUGUUGCAUGAACGUUCUCCACAAAAAGUAAGAAGUCCAUACAAGAACAGAUUCUCACUGGAUGCAAAAUAUUUUUAAUUAUUCAAAUGAGCCAUUGACCUUACCUUUGCGAUGUUUUAAAAAAAAAAAAAAACCCUUUACUAUCUGUCCUCCUUAAUCUUUCUGCAGAGCGUCAGGACGUAAUGAUUGCUGCUUAUUUUUCCCUAAAAAACGAUUAUAAACGUGUGGCAUUUGAUGCGAUGUUAGGUUAGACUGGGAUGUGGGCUGACUUGACCCAGACAAGUUAACCACAUCGCAUGAUUAUAGCUUCUCCAAGCGGAGAACAUUAACCUAUCCAUGCUUUCAGCAGCUAGAAGUUCUAAGGGACUGAGCAAGGCAGGCGGGAGGGAGAGCGAGGGACUGGAGAUUUGAUCACGGAGUUGCUGAGGCUCCUUGAAUUUGCCACUGGAUCACUUCCUUAGGCGCAUGAAGGUCUGAGCCUUGGGGGGGGGGGGAAGCCUGUUUGAUCGAGAGCUGGGGCUUUCCACAGAAAGCCAGCAGGCUCUCCAGCUGUCUCCUAAGUGGGUCUGGAGCCUUCAAAGGCUGCACUUAUCCUAAUCGCUUGGGUGCAACUUCCUGAGCCAGAGAACCCGCUAGAGGCACUCCGGGUACCAGGUCUUCAGAAACUGUGAGAUCAGAAACUUCAGCUGUGAUGAGCCGCUAAAUGCUAAAAUGGCUUCAUAGCCCUAGAUGACUUUUGCACUUUCUGAGGCCAAAUCUACUUCAGCUGUUUUUGUAUGAUGAAAAACCAUAAACUUUUGUCCAAAAUAAAGGGCUUUUCAUUGUUUUAGGUGACCCAGAUAUUUCAUUGUCAGUUACAUACUAAUCAUAGUCUGUUGCAUGUAUCAUUGUACUUUUUGUACUUCAUAUCAUGUCUUAUACCUAGGAGAUGCUCAAUAAAAUGGAUAGACAA